UAAAAACUUUAUCAUGUUCCAUCUCUUCAAAAAAUUGAUUUAAAUCCGCCCAUCCAGUGUCUCUCUCACUUUUCAUACAUAAUUAAUUCCGAAAUCAGUUUUGUGGUAUUCAUUUUCGUUUUCAGUUUUACGGUUUCGCUUCAUUUGAGUGGCAGUGAGAAUUGCGACAGUGGGAACCAGCCAUGAAUCAAUUUAGCAUAAUUCUGUUAAUUUCAUUCGCAAAUAUUUUUCAAUUCUUCAUUGGUUUCAGCGAAUGUCGCCGCAUGAUAUGGCAACAAAGGACGAACAUUGGUGAUGCAUUAAAUUGGGACGGAGAUGAGCUUCCAUGUUCAACUGACUCAUUACUCUUUCCACAAAAAAGUUAUGACAUCAUUAAGUUGUCUAAUUUCACAAUGAAGGAGUUGAUUCUGCCCAAAAGUGGCGGUUUUGUUUUGGAUUCAAAAAUGUCACUCAAUUUUCGUGAACGGGACACAAAAUGUAAGAAAAAUGAGAUGAGGUCAUUUAAAAGUGUCAUUCAAACGCCAUGGCUGAUGUCCAGUAACUGGCAGACAACACAUGAGAAUGGAAAUGGAAAAGUCAUGACUGCAGCUAUGCCACACGAUGAACGAAUUCCAUGCGACAAUGAUGAAAUCAUUUUUCCCAUCAAUAAUUCAUAUGUCGUUGAUCUCCAAUCAAUUCCAUUAAUGACAUUCAAGAGGAUUGCCAUUGAUGGACGUUUAAUGACAUUAAAUGAAUUUAAAGACUUUCUAUUCACGACAUACGGUCAAUCUUUAUUUAAAAACAUCGACAAUAUACAAUUCAUUGAGAAUGAAGAUUGCAGUUCCAUCAAAUGUCAGCUAUGUCAUCGCAAAGGUGAUUCACUGCGUCAACAGCUUUGUGAGAAUGAAAAGCCAUUCUGUCAACCAAUUCCACAUUGCAGUGAUCCAAUCAAGCCAAUUGGACAUUGUUGUAAUGAAUGUGGUGCACUUUUUCAAAUGAAAUUACCCAACAGUGAAAGGAUAUCGACUGGGAUCAAUAGCUUUAAUCUUGAUGAUGUUAGGGGCGACAUAUACAGAGCUAUCAAUUCAGCACUAUCAACAGGUAUUGUUGAUGAGAACAAGAUCGCUUAUCAUAUCAGUGUCACAACGGAAGAGAAUCAACUGUAUUUACAGCUGGGCAAGAUCAGAAAAAAAGGGAAUAAAUAUUCAAAUUCAGAUUUCUCUGCUUUUAAUAACUUAAUUGAUAUGAUUCCUUCACUACAUGAUAGCUAAUAAUAGUAAGUUUCUUUUUAACAUUCAUUUUUCAAAAUGGCGACUUAUUAAGAUAGUUUAAUUAACAAAUUAAUAUUUGAAAUCGAUUUUUCUUUGAAAAGAAAGCAAGAUAAAUGUUUGGAAGCUUGACAAAAGUUGUAGAGCUUGCUUGUUUCUAUCAUAUGAUCAAAAUAGAUUUUAUUAAAAACGAGUUAUUUUAGUUAAAUUAACUGAAAACCAAAUUGAAUGUAAAAUGUAUUUUUAAAUCAAAACUAUUAACCUUAAUCGGUCAAGAACAAUUACUUGAUAUCUAAAGAGUCUUUUACUAUUUAAUUUACAUUCGAAAAAGGCUUAAAAGUAAGUUAAAUUAACUAUAAAAACAAUGAAAUUUAAGUUGAGCAACAAAUUUUGCUCUUAUUUGCUCACAAAUUUAUAAUUUUAAAAACCGUUACAAAAUUUUUGGUCAAAUUUUUUACUAUAAUUUAAUUUUCUCUGCUUGUCUUGAACAAAAAGUAAUAUUUUUAUUGCAAUAUGAUAAACAUUGUUGAAUUCUUUAGUUUGAAAUGAAAAAAUCAGUAGACGAAUAACACAGCAAUGACUUAUGACUAGUUUUGUAAAACUCAUCAUAACUUGGUUAAUUAUAGUAGAAUUGAAAAUUUUCUCUCACAAACUUAAAGAAAAUUACAUAUGUAACCUUUUUUGUGAAGAAAGCUAGUUCCUAAACUAUUUCCUUCAUAUCAAAAUUUCAGCUUCAACAUUUUAAAGCUGAAUUAAGCUAACUUACAAAUCCGCCAUUUUGUAUAUUUUAGACAAAACUUUUAAUGAUCUGAUUACUUAAUUAUCUGGUGAAAAAAUCGUUAUGAUUAAUGAAGUAUUCGCAGAGAUAUUACAUUUGCAACAUGGUGUAAAAUCGAAUUUCCUCAAAAUUGUUCGUGACGCUUAGCACUUUAAAUUAAUUUUUAAUUAUAAUACAAUGUCUAAGAGAUACUUGUUAUACACCAAAAUAUAGGUCUUGGCAAGGACUUUAAGAAAAACACAAGUCUUAAAUACAUAUUUCGCAUUAUUGAUUCAAAAAUUAUAAAUUAUUGUUAAGCGUCACGAACAAUUCAUUUUUGAUCUUGCCCAGCUCAUUAUAGUCGAUCGAUAUGAAUAUGAUGAACACAGCACACGAUUAAUGAAACAUUUGAGGAAAGUUUUGCUUGAUAAGAGGUAUAAGGGUGAGUAUAGAAUUGAUGUGGAUUUUAUAGUUUGCAGGUUGGUUACUGAAAUGUGGGACUGUGUCCAGGACAUGUGAUAAGAUACCAAAUUGGAUGUAAAUCAGAACUAGCAGAAGUAUUGAAAAGAAACUUCAAUUAAUUCUCAGUUUUACAGCCUUAAAUGAAGACACAGUGACAGUCCACAUUCCAUUCCAUAACUUACACAAGCCAGGACAACAGCAAAUACUUAACGCAUUCCAUCUCCAAUUUUUACAGACCAAUCAAAAUUUUAUUUCAUCUCUGGCUUGCCAUUUACGCCCAACGAGAGUGGUCACAUUCUAUCAUUCAUAUUUGGGACAUUUUUCCUUGUGACUUUGUUUAUGACACUGAUUUAUAUCGUCUAUUAUGAUGACAGACACAUUCCACGCUUGAUGGCAAUGAUAAGAAAUCGUCGCUUAAUGCUUCAUUCUGAUGUAAUUUUUGCCCGCUUUGAUAACACAUCACACGCGAACGAGAUGAUGGCCUCGGCAAUGUCAAAUCAUGACGAUGAUGACGAUGCUCAUGGAAGUAUGGAAGUAGAUUUACAUUUUGGUACGGAUCAAAGUAUCGAAAAUGUCAAUCAAGCCUUCAAUAAUCCCAUGUUUGAUGCUACUUCCAAUAUUCGUGAUAAAUCAAGAGACGAAAGUAUCUGAAAGGAUGUUGAUGAUGGCAGUGGAGAUGGAAAUUACGGCAGAAGUGGUGUUAGAGAAGCAAAAGUUUAAGAGCAACAAAUGACCGAGAAGCACAUGCUUUCAUAAGUUUGCAAUCCCAAGCAACACAAUCGUUGACCUAAAUUCUUACAAAAUUUAAACAAAUUCUUAUUUAUAUCCCAUAAAAUGUGCUCUACAUUACACACAUUAAGUAAACGAUAAUUAAGUUACCUUACAACACCUCACCCCAAUUAAAUCCCCCUCAUCUCAUUAAAUCCAUACCCGUCGUAAUCCCCAUGAGCCGUUCUGUCUCAGACAUAAAAUUUCCUUCGUGUAAAAUCACCUUGCCAAUCGCCUGAUUAAAUUUUCAUAUAAUAUAAUCAUCAAAGUAAUGAGAAAAUGUUCAUUAUGCAAAAUCAUGUCAGUAGUUAAUUAAUGAAUG
Messenger RNA from Chironomus riparius, 3556 nucleotides. The record is from the annotation of a GenBank genome assembly. Lineage: Eukaryota; Metazoa; Arthropoda; Insecta; Diptera; Chironomidae.